Molecule: messenger RNA, 1818 nt
Organism: Chanos chanos (milkfish)
Lineage: Eukaryota; Metazoa; Chordata; Actinopteri; Gonorynchiformes; Chanidae
Gene: podn
Product: podocan
Exons: 9
Coding region: 1-1818 (605 amino acids)
Molecular function (GO): protein binding
Source: RefSeq, a predicted model, not a curated record
AUGGGCCAGGCAGGGGGCCUGUUGCAGCUGCUCUGUGUGUUACUGCUGGUCUGGCCUUUGGUACACUGUCAGGGGGACGCAGACCUCUAUCCAGGGGAGGAAGAAGAGGAGUAUUAUGGAGGGAUUGAGGAAGAUGAGAUGGAAGAGAACAAGCUCACACUGGGGACAGAGACAGAGGACAGAGUGCGCUGUCCAGAGGAGUGCAGCUGCUCUGCAGAAGGGGUGGUGGACUGUGCCGGUGUUAAUCUCGAUCAUUUCCCAAAGGAUUUGUCUAAGCACACCCGUCAGCUAUCCCUGCAGAAUAACCAAAUCACUGAGUUAAUGGCUGAGGACCUCUCCCAAGUUCAGCAGCUAGAGACUCUCAACCUGCAGAACAACCGACUCACCACACAAGGCCUUGAAGAUGAGGGGUUUGAAGUUCUGGAGCAGCUGAGUUACUUGUACUUGGCAAAUAAUAAGCUCACUGCAGCUCCGAAACAUCUACCUCCAUCUCUGGUCAGUGCAGAUUUUGCAGCCAAUCAGCUCACCAAGAUCUACCCAAACACAUUCGGUCACAAGCCUGGACUGAAGUCAGUGUACCUGCACAACAACAAGCUCACAGAUGCUGGUCUCCCUGAAAAUAUAUUCAACGGUUCUGAUAAUCUUGAAGUCCUUAUCAUGUCUAGUAACUUCCUCCGUUAUGUUCCCAACAAACUUCCCAAGGCCCUUAACCGGCUUCAUCUGAAGAAUAACAAACUGGAGAAGAUUCCAGCAGGUGCCUUUGAAAACUUGUCCAACCUCAGAGAGCUUUACCUGCAGAACAACCUUCUCAGCAACGAUGGCAUGGACAAUGAAACUUUCAGUCAUUUAAGCAGUUUGGAGUACUUGGACCUGUCAAGCAACAACCUGAGUGUUGUUCCCCGUGGACUCCCCCGCAGCCUGGUUUUGCUCCACCUAGAGAAGAACUCCAUUCGCAGUAUUCCACCUGAAGCGCUCACCCAAGCCCGCAACCUGGAGUACCUCUUACUUCACAACAACCGCCUACGGUCGCGUUCCAUCCAUCCAGCUGCCUUCCAAGGCCUAAAGAAGCUCCACACUCUGCACAUGUACAACAACCUGCUGGAACGCGUGCCUCGCGGCCUGCCCCGCCGUGCCAAGUCACUCAUGCUCCUGUACAACCUCAUCUCUGAAAUCGGUCGCAAUGACCUGAUAGCCCUGUACACCCUUACUGAGCUCAAUCUAAGCUACAACCGCCUGACCAGUUCACACGUCCACCGUGAUGCCUUCCGUAAGCUUCGGCUUCUGGAAACAUUGGACCUCUCCGGAAACAAGCUCCAGGCGCUUCCGUUCGGUUUGCCCAAGAGCUUGCAGGUGCUGAGGGUCAAGGACAACCAGUUGACUGAGAUCCCUCCUGGUUCGCUGAUGGGCAUGAAGAAACUGAGAGAAUUCUAUCUAUCCAAUAACCAGCUGAAAAUUAAUUCCAUCUACCAGGGAGCCUGGCAGGAGUUGAAUGCCCUGACGACACUCGAUCUCUCAGGAAACCUGCUGUCUCAUGUGCCCCCAGACCUCCCUGAGUCUCUGGAGUUCCUGCAUCUUCAGAACAACCGAAUCAGUACUGUUCCAGCCUCUGCCUUCGACAGCACACCCAACAUCAAAGGCAUUUUUCUAAAAUUCAACCAUCUGUCUGUACACUCGGUGAAGCCGAGCACUUUUUCCCACCUGAAAAAUCUGCAAGUGCUGGACAUUGGCCAUGCCAACCUAGCCCCCAUACACAGCACAGAGGAAGAGGUGGAAGAAGAAGAUUUGGAGAAAGAGGAAACAGCUGAAGAAGGUCUAUAG